UUUCCGGCGGUGAAGAUCUCCCCGCGCCAACAUGCCUCUCGCGAAAGACCUCCUGCACCCCUCUCCCGAGGAGGAGAAGCGGAAACACAAGAAGAAGCGCCUGGUGCAGAGUCCCAACUCGUAUUUCAUGGACGUGAAGUGCCCAGGGUGCUACAAAAUCACCACUGUCUUCAGCCACGCGCAAACGGUGGUCCUCUGUGUCGGGUGCUCCACUGUGCUCUGUCAGCCUACCGGAGGCAAGGCCAGACUUACAGAAGGAUGCUCCUUCAGACGGAAGCAGCACUAACGACUGAAUCAAGAUGAAUGAGGAACUGUAAAGAAUAAAACAAAUUUGAUACAAAAAA
Trichosurus vulpecula (common brushtail) is the source of this 344-nucleotide messenger RNA. RefSeq names its product 40S ribosomal protein S27. Bases 32 to 286 code for a protein of 84 amino acids. Gene Ontology annotation, molecular function: RNA binding; structural constituent of ribosome. Gene Ontology annotation, biological process: ribosomal small subunit assembly; translation. The record is from RefSeq and is a predicted model, not a curated record. The transcript has a single exon. NCBI's taxonomy places the organism in Eukaryota, Metazoa, Chordata, Mammalia, Diprotodontia, Phalangeridae. Gene Ontology annotation, cellular component: cytosolic small ribosomal subunit; ribosome.